Molecule: messenger RNA, 1227 nt
Organism: Sporisorium graminicola
Lineage: Eukaryota; Fungi; Basidiomycota; Ustilaginomycetes; Ustilaginales; Ustilaginaceae
Exons: 1
Coding region: 1-1227 (408 amino acids)
Biological process (GO): positive regulation of RNA polymerase II transcription preinitiation complex assembly
Cellular component (GO): cytosolic proteasome complex; proteasome regulatory particle, base subcomplex
Molecular function (GO): ATP hydrolysis activity; proteasome-activating activity; ATP binding
Source: RefSeq, a predicted model, not a curated record
AUGGCGGACCCUACUCCAUCGACAUCCACGCAGCCUCCAUCCGAGUCCGUCCUCUCAUCCGAUCCAGCCAAGGAUCGUGCGCUCAAGGCGUACAAGCAGGCGCUCAAGCAGCACAAUGAACUCUCCGAGAACCUCAAGAAGCUGCGCUUCGGCCUCAAGGACCUCGAAAAGGCGUACGACAAGACCGAAGACGAUAUCAAGGCCCUCCAAUCCGUAGGCCAGAUCAUCGGUGAAGUGCUUAAACAGCUCGAUGAAGAGCGCUAUAUCGUCAAGGCCUCGUCCGGUCCACGAUACGUUGUCGGUAUUCGUGCCAGCGUGCCCAAGCACAAGCUCAAGCAAGGCGUGCGAGUCUCGCUCGACAUGACCACGCUCACCAUCAUGCGCAUCUUGCCACGCGAAGUUGACCCGCUUGUGUACAACAUGAGCAUGGAAGAUCCAGGCGCUGCUAGUUUUGCCGGUAUUGGUGGUCUCUCGGACCAGAUCCGCGAAUUGCGAGAGGUCAUCGAGCUGCCGUUGCUCAACCCGGAACUCUUCAUGCGCGUCGGCAUCAAGCCGCCAAAAGGUGUUCUUCUUUACGGACCGCCAGGAACGGGAAAGACGCUGCUCGCGCGUGCCGUCGCCAGCACGCUCGAAACCAACUUCCUCAAGGUCGUCUCGAGUGCCAUUGUCGACAAGUACAUCGGAGAGAGUGCACGUCUGAUCCGCGAGAUGUUCGGCUACGCAAAGGAGCACGAGCCAUGCAUCAUCUUCAUGGACGAGAUCGACGCCAUCGGUGGUCGACGUUUCAGCGAGGGCACCUCGGCCGACCGUGAGAUCCAGCGAACCCUGAUGGAGCUGCUCAACCAGAUGGACGGCUUCGACUACCUCGGCAAGACCAAGGUUAUCAUGGCCACCAACCGUCCCGACACGCUCGACCCGGCUCUCAUGCGCCCCGGUCGAAUCGACCGCAAGAUCGAAAUCCCCCUUCCCAACGAACAGUCGCGCCUCGAAAUCCUCAAGAUUCACACAAAGCCAGUGGCCAAGAAGGAAGAGCUGGACUACGAGGCCAUUGUCAAGCUCAGCGACGGCUUCAACGGCGCCGAUUUGAGAAACGUGGCUACCGAGGCGGGCAUGUUUGCCAUCCGGGACGAUAGGGACUACUGUGUCCAGGAAGACUUUAUGAAGGCGGUGCGCAAGUUGCAAGAGGCAAAAAAGCACGAGUCCAAGAUCGACUACAGCGCUGUCUAA